CUUAGUAGGAUCAUGGACACUAUUCUUUCGUUGGCACCCUUACUAAGUGAUUCCUCACACCAAACCUAUAACUAUGCGGUGUAUCAUGGAGGACUAGCUACAAGUGUCUCACACAGAGCUGUGACUAGGCACUGAAAUAUAGUUAAUGCGACUAAUAGAGGAGCCAGAAAUACUCGAUAUCUAUCUCAUGCUUUGUCUAUACAGGUUACCUCUGAGCCCUAAUUCUUUCAUGGCUAAAGCCCGGGGUCCCUCUACUUCAGAUUCAUAGAUAACUAUUUAUCCGCAUGCAGUCUCUCCGCACUUCGAUGUAACCCACAUGGUGAGACAUCGCGGUAUUGAGGUCUUUUUGUAUCCUGGACAGUUUGUCCGACAACGCCAUGGUUCACCUGGCAUUUUCAAACCAGUCUUUCAGUCUCCCGCGGACAAUGAAGGAUCGCCCAAAUAAUGAAGUCCAACAAGAGACCAAUGCUUGUACUCUUCUCUGUUUUUCUCUUUCUUGAUAUUGUAACAGAAUCGAGGAUUGUCUUGUGCCAUUCGAAGGGUAGAAGCAGCUCAAGCAAUAGUCAUAAGGGAGCAGGGCGACUUGACUGUAGUAGAUCGCGAUCAAAGGUUGUGAAGGUCAGAACUUGCGACGGUUGGAAUCGGGACAUGAAGGGGCAGCGUAUAACUAGUAGAGAUUCUUGGACGCUGAAUCAGUGCUGUCCCAGAAUGCGUACGUACUGGAUCAUGCCCGGCGAAACUAUUCUAUCCAGUCAGCCAGGCAAGAUCCAAUCGUUUAGGGCUAUCGGCAUUUAUCCAGGUUGGGGUGGAGACUCUCCACCUCUCCCCUCAUCCACCCCCCUGGUAGUAAAUCACCCCGAACAGGGCCCACCGAGGUAAUUCAGC
Aspergillus pseudotamarii is the source of this 885-nucleotide messenger RNA. RefSeq lists its product as uncharacterized. NCBI's taxonomy places the organism in Eukaryota, Fungi, Ascomycota, Eurotiomycetes, Eurotiales, Aspergillaceae. The transcript has a single exon. The record is from RefSeq and is a predicted model, not a curated record. Bases 445 to 879 code for a protein of 144 amino acids.